GGUGGAGGCGGAUGUGCGCCUACCACGACCACUUUGACGAUCACGAAGGGCACUGGCGGUCAAACAGUCACUGAUACUCAAAUCAGCACCAUCACAGUCGGAGGCUCUGUGGUGACGUCCACUGUGAUUGACACCACGACAGUCAACGGAGGACAGACUAUCACGCAGACCCUUCCGGCGUCUACCGUGGUUAAAACAACCACCGUCAAUGGAGGAGAGACCAGUACCAUCACCCUUCCAGCAUCGACUGUGGUCGAGACAACCACUGUCAAUGGAGGAGAAACCAGUACUAUCACCCUUCCAGCAUCGACUGUAGUCGAGACAACCACCGUCAAUGGAGGACAGACUAGGACUGUGACCCUUCCGGGGUCUACCGUGGUUGAAACAACCACCGUCAAUGGAGGAGAAACCAGCACUAUCACCCUUCCAGCAUCUACUGUGGUUGAGACAACCACCGUCAAUGGGGGCCAGACGGUUACCCGCACACUUCCAGCAUCUACCCUCACCUCUACUAUCACCCUGCCCGGUGUAGCCAUCACGUCUACCGUCACUGAGACCACCACAGUGAACGGAGGCCAGACAGUCACUCGAACACUUCCAGGCUCUACUGUUGUUGAGACAACCACGGUCAAUGGCGGUCAGACCGUUACCACCACAGUUGUCUCUACUGUGACUCAACCGGGUGCUGGCAGUACUGUCACCGUGACCCAACCGGGUGCUGGCAAGACUGUCACUGUGACCCAACCGGGUGCUGGCAGUACUGUGACCGUGACCCAACCUGGUGCUGGCAGUACUGUGACCGUGACC
Messenger RNA from Capronia epimyces CBS 606.96, 807 nucleotides. RefSeq lists its product as uncharacterized. The annotation marks the transcript as partial. NCBI's taxonomy places the organism in Eukaryota, Fungi, Ascomycota, Eurotiomycetes, Chaetothyriales, Herpotrichiellaceae. The record is from RefSeq and is a predicted model, not a curated record. The transcript has a single exon.